AUGCGUACUGACGUUGUUGUUGUUGAGCUCCGGUUGUUAUGGCUGAGGAGAGAGGCCUCGGAAUAGACUAGAGUGCGGAGGAUCCCCGCCGGACCUCCCGGACCCUCGGACCCCCUCGGCUCGGCUCCCCGGGACCUCGGCCGUCGCCAUGGACGGCAUGGACAUGGACGUGGACGCGGAGCUCAUGCAGCGUUUCAGCUGCAUGGGCACCACGGACAAGGACGUCCUCAUCUCCGAGUUCCAGAGGCUGCUGGGCUUCCAGCUGAACCCGGCCGGCUGCGCUUUCUUCCUGGACAUGACCAACUGGAACCUGCAGGCUGCGAUCGGUGCGUACUACGACUUUGAGAGCCCCAACGCCAAAGCCCCGGCCAUGUCCUUCGUGGAGGACGUGACGAUCGGGGAGGGGGAGUCCGUCCCCCCAGACACAGCGUUCACUAAGACCUGGAGGAUACAGAACACGGGCGCAGAGUCGUGGCCGUCCGGUGUGUGUCUGAAGUACAUCGGCGGGGACCAGUUCGGCCACGUCAACAUGGCGCUGGUCAGGUCCCUGGAACCCCAGGAGAUGUUUGACGUCAGCGUGCAGAUGCACAGCCCCGCCGCCCCGGGCAUGUACCAGGGCCAGUGGAGGAUGUGCAACGCCACCGGACUCUUCUACGGAGACGUGAUCUGGGUGAUCCUGAGCGUGGAGGUGGGCGGUCUGCUGGGCGUGACGCAGCAGCUGUCCUCCUUCGAGACGGAGUUCAACACGCAGCCACAGCGCCACCCGCAGGGCGACUUCAACCCCUUCGCCUCGCCGCAGAAGAACAAGCACCACCACCACCACCACCACCACCACCAACAGGACGGGGGCGGCGGGGGCGGGGGGGGCCCCUGGGAGACGGGGCCGGGGCCCCUCGGGACGGAGCCCAACGGGGUGGACCUUCAGAGCAGCCGGGCCCCGGGAGUCACCUACGGACAGGGCGUCGGCGGGCCCUUCCCCUCCGGACAGAGCUAGGAGCACGGGGGCCCCCCAACAGGGCGGGGGGGCCCGGAGGAAGAGGAGGGGUGUGGCUAGCGGAGGAGGAGGAGGAAGAGGAGGAGGCGGAGGAGCGUGUUGACCCGAGGCAGGGUGAAGGGACAGUUGUCCUCUAUUGACUCUGUGACAGCACCCAACCCUCCCGGGACCCCUAAGAGCCCCCCCGGGGCCCCCCAAACAGAGACACGAGCCACGGCUACACAGACACCCAGACCUCCUCCGCGGACGCCUGGUUUACUUUAGGGGGGGGUUUGAACCCCAAGGGGUGACGUUCUUUAUGUUUCCGCGGUGGGGUAUGAAGUUUAAAAUAUCCCAAACGCGACCGUCGACACCUCUGAGACGGCACCGGCCGUCCGAAGAAUGGACCUUCCUGAUUGGCUGCGGUGUGCCUGGUGGUGAGCUGUGAUUGGUGCUGUCUCUGGGGAGCGGUGUGAUUGGCGGUUCAGAGGGGAUGGUGGUGGGUUUGACACGCAUCAUCAAACCAAGGUUGACUCAAGGUGGAAAUGAAUGAGUGAGUGAAUGAAUGAAUGAAGCCGCAGCGAAGGCGAGAUGUUUACGGACCGUGCCGCUGUGACGUCAUCAGGCAGUGGAUGACAUCACACCGUCACAUCCCAGCGUGGUUCAUCACCAGAAGCUGAUUGAUGAUUGUUUUUACCGGGUUUUCGUUUGGCGUUAGAUAAGUGUGUGUGUGUGUGUGUGUGUGUGUGUGUGUGUGUGUGUGUGUGUGUGUGUGUGUGUGUGUGUGUGUGUGUGUGUGUGUGUGUGUGUGUGUGUGUGUGUGUGUGGAAGCUGGGGGGACUGGUAGGUUAAAACAAAGCCAUCUAAAUCUAUUUUGCCGGGGUUCAGAUUUCAAGUGGGUGAAUCGCUGUCUUAAGUCUAUUAAAUGCGUGCGGGUAUGGACUUGUUAAGUAUGAGUCAUGUAUUUUUUUUGGGCUUAACUGACAAAACGGUGUGUGCUUAAUUCACAAAUGUUGUAUCUGUUAAGAAAAAUGUGUUACAUUUAAGAGAGAUUCAAUGGGCAUGUAUGUCGUCAGUAUUGUUCAGUAAUUUGUCACUAAGUCAUUCAUUCCCCCAGAGUUAAUUUAUUAUACCCUUCACUUAAAAAAAUACAAAUAUCCACACAGCCAGCAGGUGGUGCUAUUAUUCAAGUCACGUGUCAAUCAGAGGUCAGAGAGAAAAUAAUGCAAAUUUCUUUUUUGGCCUGUUUGUCUAAGUAGAAAAUAUAAGGCUUUUUAAUCACAAACUUUAGAACUGCUACUGCUAUUUGCACAACGCUGUAUGUCACCUGUGAUGGUAAUCACUGGUGCUGUGUGUGUGUGUGUGUGUGUGUGUGUGUGUGUGUGUGCGUGUGCGUGUGCGCGCGUGCUGGGGACGGGUAUGUUGCAUGCAUGGUUCAGACAGCUCUUCUAGUCAUAAGUCCAGUACUACCCUGGAUGACUUUACUCCUGGACUUUUGACUCUAAGUUGCCGAAGAAUAUAUUGAUUGUCUUAUCUUCACCAAAAACGUUUCCAAAUAUUAGAUUUUUUCUUCUGUGUGGCCUGUGGGUAGUUAAGGUUUUAGAAGGAGGUCUGUGUCCAGGCACUUGCCUAAACUCCACGUCUCCAUGGGAAAUGCCGGUUGGCUUGUGGGUUGCUGGUGAGAUCCCCACCAGUGAGUGAACCGAUCCCACACCUCAGCCCACACUGUCCGUGCACGUCUUUGUAACGCACGGCAACGUAAGCUGAUCCGAUUUGCAUAUCUUCGUCGAUGGGCCGCUUUGAAGACCAGCCUAGCGAGCGCCGGUCUUCGUCGGAUGGGCUUGUGAUCACAGGGGUUCACAGAUGUUCACCCCCCCUCACCCCCGCUCCCACAUGACCCCCCCAGGGAAAUAACGGAUCGAGAAAACUAAUCCGCGGCCCUGCCUAGUUUUUUGUUUUUGUUUUUUAUUUGUAUUAAUUAUGGAGUUUUCCUUUUCUGUGUGUGUGUGUCUUUGAGAGUGUGUGUGUGUGUGUGUGUGUGUGUGUGUGUGUGUGUGUGUGUGUGUGUGUGUGUGUGUGUGUGUGUGUGUGUGUG
This is a messenger RNA of Gadus chalcogrammus (walleye pollock), 3068 nucleotides long. Its product is annotated as protein ILRUN-like. Gene Ontology annotation, cellular component: phagophore assembly site. Gene Ontology annotation, biological process: macroautophagy. The record is from RefSeq and is a predicted model, not a curated record. The transcript is spliced from 6 exons. Gene Ontology annotation, molecular function: ubiquitin binding. Bases 149 to 994 code for a protein of 281 amino acids. NCBI's taxonomy places the organism in Eukaryota, Metazoa, Chordata, Actinopteri, Gadiformes, Gadidae.